UGUUAAAAACGUUAAAUUUGUACCUUAAAAGUGAAACGCUGCGAUAAAACAAUCAAUAAAGUGUACUUUUCUAUAGCUCAUUCGACGCGCCUAAUUGACCUCUAGUGGACAGUGGUUAUUCUGGAUUUUUCUAACGUUGAUUCGCGAAGUUAUAGUAACUUUUUGCAAAACCACGUGGCCACGUGGUUUCUGUUCCCGACGCGCUAGGACUAAGAUUACAUAUCACAUGAAAGACCUAAUUGAAAUAAGAACACUGAUAUAUUGAUCCUAUAAAUCGGUUAAGCGUAACACUAAAUAGAAACGAAAUAUAAAGAUGUCGGACAAAAACAUAAUAGAUAAAAAAUUGUCAGGAAAAAAAUCUUCAGACAAAAAACCUUCACCGAAAUCGACUUCGCUGCAAAAUGCACCAUCCUUCAAGCCAAAAAAACCAACCUCAUCAGUACACGGCGGCCCUAGUGUGCGCAGGGAAAAUAUCUCAAUAGGUACACAAUCUUGCACCGCACCUAAGCGACUGGCCUGUACAACCGACGCCCCUAGAGAAGAUAACUCGAGUGGGGGAUCCCCCACUCCAACGCAAGAGCUUCAGGGCACUGCUGAAGAGUGGUCAGACGCCGAUAGCGCAUUAAGCGCACGAGCGAGCAUUUUACCUUUUACGGAAAAAAGUCCAGGCAUAAACAUAGACUCGGCCACACAACGGGCAAACGAAUACUUGCAGCUAGGCAAAAAUGCCCUAGAGAAGGCGGGCAAUAUGAAAAAAGAGUGCAAGACUGAAGCAAACGAUUGUCUCCAAGGAUUGUAUGAGAUUGUCCUCUGCCUGACCGAAUCGCGAGCAAGGUUGAUGGUUGCUCUCGAACAAGAAAAAGGGAAAGCCGCAAGAGAGCUUGUACAGUGUGAGAGGGCCCAUUCUAAAGAACUCACAGCUAUACAAAAUAAUCUUGCUGACAAGCUCAAAGCCCUCGAGGAAAACACAGCAUGCUCUCUCAAAACAGCUGAGCAAAUUAAAAACUGGCUUAAUCUUGAACUAGCCGGACCUUUAAAAACAAUAGCCAAUACCUACUGCGAGUUGAAGGAGCUCUCUGCUCGACCACUUCCCGCAACCAUAGUUAAGGAAAGAAUUUUUCAUGCGUCAGGGGCGGCCGGGCCCCAAUCCACCAAUAUUCAGCUCGGCGAACUGGCCACGAAAAUGGAGACUGUCCUGGAGCAGCUAUGUAGCAUUAGAGUGGAUAUUGAGCGAUGGCAUGGCCCCAAAGAAGUUAGGCCACAGCUUCCUGCACUAGAAUAUCAGCCGACAGCACCUCCAACACCUAACCUAGAAGACACCAUCAACAAAUUGCAAAAGGAAGUAUCCGACAUAAAUCACUACUUCAUAACACACCAAUCCAUGAUUUCCUCAACCAAGUCCCGAGACUCCAUUAAGCUGCUUACCCAACAAACAAUUGAGGAAUCGCUCGCCCCUGUUCUUACUCAUUUCGAGGAAGCUAAAAAAGAGAGAAUGGAACUUAGAGAUAUAUUACAAGCUCGCUUACAUAGUAAUGAAAGGUCUAAUGUUCUUGACUCGGAGAUCAUGCUCACUGAAAUAAGGCAACAGCUAUCAGACCUCUCGUCGCGUCCUGUUCAAGUGGUAUCCCCUGCAACGAAUUCAGGACCGGAUAAGGAUGAUAGUAGUCAGCCAAAUGCAGGGUUUCGACCUGAGCACGAACGCUCUUACGCUCAAGUGACUCGCAGAGCGCCACCGGUCCCGAGAUACAACGUCUUGGUCGAAUCGCUGGACCCACGUCAUACGUCCGAUGACAUCGUUCAGAAAUUAAAAGCCAGCGUUAAUGUCGUGGACCGAGGCAUUGGAGUAUCAGCAAUAAGAAGAUCAAAAAACCAACGCGUAAUCGUCAGCUGCGAAUCCGAAGUGGAACAGAGAAGCUUUAGUGAAGCUCUCAGGCAAGCUGAUGAAACCUUGUCGGCUAAACAACUGCCCAACAAGCCACCGUUAUUGAAGUUAAUCGGGCUUGCAAAAGAUCUUAAUGAUGCGCAAGUGGUCGAAGCAUUACUCAAACAGAAUAGAUCUCUAAUCGAUAACAUACCAGUCGAACAACGAUAUAUAAAGAUUUUAAAGCGCACUAAAGGAAGGAACGAUAUACUCACCAACGUAAUCAUGGAAGUCGACCCUAAAAUGUGGAGGACCUUGUUGGAUCAGAGGGUGAGAGUUGGGUUCCAGGUGCUUGUAGCACGCGACCAAUCGCCGAUCAUACAAUGCUACAAAUGUUUAGGCUACGGGCAUAUGGCCAGAGUUUGCACAGGUUUACUUACCUGCGGGUAUUGUUCAGACCACCAUGACACGCGGGACUGCCCCAGAAGGGAUGGACCGCCACAAUGCAAUAAUUGCUUCAGGGAUGGAAAUACGUCAGCGCCACAUCAUCCGGCAUAUAGUGCGGAAUGCCCCUUAUGGCAGAAAUGGGAUAGGAUUGCUAGAUCUAGAGUAAAUUAUUGUUAACGAAUAGGGCAUGGACAAUACCUACUCAAG
Molecule: messenger RNA, 2515 nt
Organism: Papilio machaon (common yellow swallowtail)
Lineage: Eukaryota; Metazoa; Arthropoda; Insecta; Lepidoptera; Papilionidae
Exons: 2
Coding region: 314-2485 (723 amino acids)
Source: RefSeq, a predicted model, not a curated record